Messenger RNA from Trichoplusia ni (cabbage looper), 4653 nucleotides. RefSeq names its product protein kinase C, brain isozyme (gene Pkc53E). Gene Ontology annotation, biological process: protein phosphorylation. Gene Ontology annotation, molecular function: ATP binding; diacylglycerol-dependent serine/threonine kinase activity; zinc ion binding. The record is from RefSeq and is a predicted model, not a curated record. The transcript has 13 exons. Bases 189 to 2195 code for a protein of 668 amino acids. Lineage: Eukaryota; Metazoa; Arthropoda; Insecta; Lepidoptera; Noctuidae.
AAAAAUUCUACUAUAUGGCAAUGAUGACUUUACUUCAGCUUGACAGUGACAGGUCUCCUCAUUGACAAAUCGCGAUGACGUUCCGUUGAGAGCGGUGGUUCGUUCGGGUGGGCCGCGCUCUCUGCCGAAUAUUUGUGAGAUAAUAAUUAUUUCCGAUUUAACCGGCGCCUUAGCGACCGCGAGUAGCUAUGGCGGACGAGGAGAAUAAUUGUGAUGAAGGUGGUGAAUAUAAAGCGGGACAGGCGUUCCGUUUGCGGGGCCGCAAGGGUGCGCUCAAAAAGAAGAAUGUUUAUCUGGUGAAAGACCACAAGUUCAUGCCGAGGUUCUUCAAGCAGCCUACGUUCUGUUCCCACUGCAAGGACUUUAUAUGGGGCUUCGGAAAGCAAGGCUACCAGUGUCAAGUGUGCAGUUUCGUCGUGCACAAGCGAUGCCACGAGUAUGUGACGUUCACCUGCCCCGGCGCCGACAAGGGGGCGGACUCGGACGCGGCCUACGCUCCUCACAAAUGGAACACGUGGACGUUCCUUGCUCCAACUUUUUGUGAACACUGCGGUACAUUACUCCAUGGUCUCGCCCAUCAGGGAUUAAAAUGCGGAGCAUGCGACAUGAACGUGCACAAGCGCUGCGAGGAGUCAGUGCCGAACCUGUGCGGCUGCGACCACACGGAGCGGCGCGGGCGCAUCCAACUGACGGUCUCGUGCCAGGGGAACAAGCUCACUGUAGUAGUGAUCCAAGGCCGCAACUUGAUCCCGAUGGACCCCAACGGGCUGUCGGACCCCUACGUCAAGAUGAAGCUGAUCCCGGACUCUGACAAUGUCAAGAAAAAAACCAAGACCAUGAGGAGCACCCUGAACCCCGUGUGGAACGAGACGCUGUCCUUCGACCUCAAGGCUGAGGAUAAGGACAGGAGGCUAUUGAUUGAGGUUUGGGAUUGGGAUCGUACUUCCCGUAAUGACUUCAUGGGAUCCCUUUCCUUUGGGAUCUCGGAGCUGAUGAAGGCACCAGCCGAGGGCUGGUUCAAGCUGCUCACCCAAGAGGAGGGAGAGUUUUACAACGUGCCGGUGCCAGAGGAGGGCACUGACCUCGCGCAGCUGAAGAAUCAGAUGAGGGCUACCAGCGUGGGCGCCCGCAGAGCCCCGCCCCCGCCGGACAGAGAGGUCCCGCAUAACAUGGCCGCUGCUGACGUCAUCAGGGCCUCCGAUUUCCACUUCAUCAUGGUGCUUGGAAAGGGAUCCUUCGGAAAAGUAAUGUUAGCGGAACGCCGUGGCACCGACGAGCUAUAUGCCAUCAAGAUCCUGAAGAAGGACAUCAUCAUCCAGGAUGACGACGUGGAGUGCACCAUGGUGGAGAAGCGAGUACUGGCGCUCAGCAGCAAGCCACCGUUCCUGGUGCAGCUGCAUUCCUGCUUCCAGACUAUGGACCGUCUCUACUUCGUGAUGGAGUACGUGAACGGCGGUGAUCUCAUGUUCCAGAUUCAGCAGUGCGGGAAAUUCAAAGAACCUGUGGCCGUAUUCUACGCGUCAGAGAUCGCUAUCGGCCUCUUCUUCCUGCACUCUCGCGGUAUCGUCUACCGUGAUCUGAAGCUUGACAACGUCCUCUUGGACCAAGACGGUCACAUCAAGAUCGCUGACUUCGGCAUGUGCAAAGAAGGCAUCACUGGCGACAAAACUACCAAGACCUUCUGCGGUACCCCAGAUUACAUCGCCCCGGAGAUCAUUUUAUAUCAGCCGUAUGGCAAGUCGGUGGAUUGGUGGGCUUAUGGCGUACUGUUGUAUGAGAUGUUGGUGGGACAGCCGCCGUUUGAUGGCGAGGAUGAAGAGGAACUGUUCGCUGCUAUCACUGAUAACAGUGUGUCGUAUCCAAAGACUUUGAGCAAGGAAGCCAAAGACGCAUGCAAGGCGUUCCUGAUGAAGAACCCUCAGAAGCGGCUGGGCUGCAACGCGCGCGGCGAGGAGGACGUGCGCACUCACCCUUUCUUCCGCCGCAUCGACUGGGCGCGCAUCGAGGCCAGGGAUGUGCAGCCGCCCUUCAAGCCCAAGAUUAAACAUCGCAAGGACGUGUCGAACUUCGACAAGCAGUUCACUCAGGAGAAGACCGAGCUGACGCCGACGGACAAACUGUUCAUGAUGAACCUCGACCAGACCGAGUUCAUGGGCUUCUCCUUCCUCAACCCCGAGUUCGUGCAGCACGUCUGAACAACCAAGGGUUGAAUUUCUCCUCAUUAUCGAAGCUGGCUCAUGGUGGGGCGUGGGCCCAACGGGUCAGCAUUUCACUCCAUCUGUCGACUGUCUCUGUCACUCAUGCGACGCGAGUCGUGCUGUCUCACUCUCGACUAUACAUUAUGUUCCGACGAUUAGCUAUCAUUGUAUCGUUGAUUCUUGAGGGAAUGCCGUUCUUAGGCUCUUCCGAGGACGUUUAGGAGAAAUAUUUGCUCAUUCCCGUUAAUUUUACUACUCUUAUUUAAGUCAAUGAUAUUCUACAUACCAUCCAAUACGACAUGACUUAGUUUAUUUAAUUUAUUCGUAUUAACAUCGAUAUUUAGAAGGCUUUUUGACUUUUACCUAUCUUUAUCGUGACCAAAAAUGUUACCAACUUCUAAAUAUCUUUGUUAAAUAUGCGAGUUAUUCUAAGAGUAGUCAUUUGUUUAAGUAUAUUUUUUGCAAUAAUUAAUUUAUUUACCUGCAAUAAUUAUGAUUGAUUCGGAAUUGUAAUCCAACGAAUUUCGCUAAGCAAUACUUAUCGGAGUGUCAACCUAUUGUUGUUUAUGCUCUCUAUGUAUUUUAACGUUGGCAAUAUUAUGUUUGACAAUUUUAUCGAUAUUUUUAUUUAGUUAAUGAGAAUCAUAUUCAGAAUCUCGACGCAUGGCAAUCUCUAUAUCAUGAUCUUGGGGCCACUUGGUAAAUAUAGUGAAUGUUGAUCACCCACUCAGUAUUUAUACUUUCUGUCAAAAUAUACUCUAUUAGAAGUCGUUAAAGUUUAUAAUCGCUUGCAAUUUUGACAGAUCGCGUCAAACUGUGUGGUUUUUCGUUUGAUUUCACGUUUUUAUCACAUAUCAGUGUUGUUAAUAUUGUAAAUACUGUCGUGUCGUGUGGAUGGCAAUAUUGUUAAGCGUUAUAGGAGUCCACGAGAGCUUGUGAGAAACAUAUUUAGCAUACGCUACCUAACCAGAGUGUUGUGGAGUACCUUAGAGCUUCUAUCUUUAUAAACGUAAGAUAACUAAAAUAUUGCUAAUGCAUUUAAACUAAAUAAAGUUGCUAUACGUGUUAUCUUAAUAAAGCGAUUUUAAAAGAUCAAAUUAAUUAAUAAUUGGAUUGGUGUGGCGUAACCUAAAUAUGUUUCAAGUUAAUUUAUUCCCGCGUUUAUUAUUUAGCUCGUGAUUACCUAAUUUGAAUCUCGUGUCUACCCAGUAGUUAGUGAAUACUGUUUUAUUGUUAACAUUUAUAUUCUUUGGGUGUAAUUCAUUCGAAUACUACAACUUUUAACCCAAAGAUAACGUGACAUUUUUUUUUAUAAUGCGCGACUGUAAGUUUGUGCUAUUAAGUUUUCAUUGUCUAUGGUUCCACGUUGUUUGUUUUUAAAGUUUUUUCACUUGUCGUGAAUGCGUUUUGUGAUGUGUAUUAUCUAAUCGUGUAAGCUUGACUGUCUGUGUGUAUGUUUGAUUGUGUGUGUGACUGUUCUUGUGUGUGUGGUUUCUCGAUUCGAUUUGUAUCGAUAUUAUAAUUGUCUUUUCACAUACAAUUUACAAGCAAAAAAUUCAAGUUUAAUCGAUUUUGUGGGUUUGAUAUUUAUCUGAAAUUCACUGCCAUAACUUCUAUGCCUUGAAAAUAACAAUAAUUUAGGUAGAUACCGAAUAACAACUUAAGGCGUAUCGCUUACAUACUAAAUGAUUCCGAUAAAAUAUAUUUUAUUUGCUCUCAGAACUAUAAUAUUGCUACAAAUCGCAACAGCAAUUGGCUGUAAUAAUCGUCUACUAAAAUAGCCUUACUAACUUAAUUAAACAUUAAUCGCUAAUAAAAAUACAUUUAAAUCGUAUAUACAUUCUUGCUAGAUUAAUCGAUGUGGAUUUAAAAAGGAAAAGAAAGCAUUUGAUUCUAAAUUGAAGUGUAAUAAAAUGAAAUUUAGGUGUUUUUCGUUUUAAAAGUACUUUUAGCUUAAUUAUAAUAAUUAUCUUUCAAUAGUAUUCUCGAUUUGCCGCGCAUUUCCAAUGCGGCUUUGCUAAACAAUAUAAUUAGGUGUAAUAGUAAUUUUUAAAAUUCUUUUUUUAGGCUUAAGUCGUAAUUUAAGGGCGCUGGCUUAUUUUCACAGCUAAUAGCAAUUGCAUUUUAAAACAGUAUUUUUUUACUUCUUAAUGACGCAUUUUUAACUACAGUAUUUAACAAUAAAUUAUUAUUAUUUUAUUGCUCUAGCAACACAGCCGAAAAUUAAAAAAAAAACAAUUUAUUAAAAAAGUGGUUUUUCUUUUGUCGUUUGGUUUACUUUUUAGGUUCUUGUGAGAAUAAGCCAGCAUCGUAGGUUAAAACAGCUGGAGAGGGAGACAACGUAGCCCACCCAUCCCCGUCCCUGUACUCGUACAGAGCGACUUAACCCAACACCCCGUGUUGUUAUAAACACUUAAAUAUAUUCUUUAGUUUACUGUCAAUGUUAUUAUAACGA